CUGACAACGCAUCAAAAUGACUACAGAUUUUUUAUUUCCUAAAAUUGCGGAUUGCUCCUAUGUGUCCUGUUACUGCGAAGAGAACGUUUGGAAGUUAUGUGAGCAGGUUAAACGCACGCGCCCUGAGGAGUUGAGCAAAUGCUAUGCAGUAUUUGUGUCGAAUGAGGGGCGAACUGUACCGCUCUGGCGCCAAAAAGCCGGACGUGGCGAUGAUCAAGUUGUGAUAUGGGACUAUCAUGUCUUCUUUAUGCACAAUCCCUUGCCAAACCGCUGUUUGGUAUUCGAUUUGGAUACCACACUACCAUUUCCCACAUAUUUUCAUAAAUACGUUACAGAGACUUUCCGGUCCGAUCUCGCACUGCGACCGGAACAUCACAGAUUUUUCAGAGUCAUUCCCGCAGAUACAUAUCUAAUUGAGUUCUCAUCGGAUCGUCGACACAUGCGUCGACCAGAUGGUAGCUGGAUUAAGCCGCCACCGUCAUAUCCACCCAUUCUUUCGAACACUAACUUGCAUUGUUUGGGUGACUUCAUAUGUAUGAGCGCUGGCAAAGGCCCAGGUGCCGUUUACAGCCUCUCCGAGUUUGUGCAAAACUUUUAUAAAUCGCCGCAUGUUGGCGUGCAGCAGAACAAGUAAAUUAUCAAUAACCACAUAUAUACAUAUACUGACAUUAGCUUAAAAAAAUCAUAACUAUGUUAGAAAGUUUGUGUUAAUGUCAAACUCGAUGUCACAAACGAUAUACAUUCAAUCACAAAACAGUUAAUUAUAAAUUGCAUACAUAUUAUAUAUACUUAUAUACAUAUAUAACAC
Drosophila novamexicana is the source of this 808-nucleotide messenger RNA. RefSeq names its product protein N-terminal glutamine amidohydrolase (gene tun). The transcript is spliced from 5 exons. The coding region runs from base 17 to 634 and encodes 205 amino acids. Gene Ontology annotation, cellular component: nucleus; cytosol. Gene Ontology annotation, molecular function: protein-N-terminal asparagine amidohydrolase activity; protein-N-terminal glutamine amidohydrolase activity. The record is from RefSeq and is a predicted model, not a curated record. NCBI's taxonomy places the organism in Eukaryota, Metazoa, Arthropoda, Insecta, Diptera, Drosophilidae.